GCUUGAUCUCGGCGAGUUGAUCAGAAAUGCGGCUUCCGAAAACAAAAAGACGCAGGCUAUCCAUGACUCGCUUUUGAUACUUCGCGGCGAUGUUGAAGCUCUCCCGCUUCCUGCCUUCCAGAAAUGAACAGGCCAGGAACUUUUUAUUGAGGAAGGCUACUAAAAUAAAGGAUACCUUUUGGUUGAGUGCUUUUAGUUCUCAACAUGGUAUUUCAACCUCUGGACCAGAUCUUGUGGCAAAUGCAGGAAAUUUCUCAGGCAGAAGAUUUGCACAAUACACAAUUUUUAAAGGGAAAGCUGCCCUUUCUGUGUCACCAAAGUUACCAAGUUUCUGUAUAAUGGAUUCAGGGAGUUCUAGAGUUGACCGAAAGGGUGGUGUAAUGCUGACAUUUUGGCCUGCUGUUGGGCAACGGAAAUACGAUUGGCAAAAGAAGCAGGUCUUUGCUUUAUCACCUACUGAAGUUGGAAGCUUGAUAAGCCUAGGCCCUGAUGAAUCUUGUGAAUUUUUACACGAUCCUUCAAUGAAAUCAAGUCUUGAAGGCCAGGUGAAGAAAUCACUGUCAGUUACCCCACUUGGCAAUAGCAGUGGCUAUUUCCUUAAUUUGAAUGUUGUGAAUACCGUCCAGAAGACAAAUGAGCGCUUUUCAUUACCAGUUACAAAGGCUGAGUUUGCAGUGAUGCGCACAGCAUUAAGUUAUGUAUUGCCACACAUCAUGGGCUGGGACCAAGUCAUCGGUCCGCGGCUGCCAAACAUCCCGCAGAACACUCCAAGGCAGCGAAGGGAGGUGCUGCCAGACCCGGAUUUUGAAUGGGGAAGGUGAUAUUAAAUGUGUAUUUUGCAUCACACCUCUCGUCAUUGGAAAGAAGUGACCAUGUAAUCUGCCACAGUCAGGCCUAAAUAUUCUCUUGGAAUCCCCAGAUGUAUGUUUGAACUUGUUGGGCAAUUAAAUCGCUCAUCUAUAUUGUUGGCUAUAUAUAACAUCAGGUUUUGUUUAGGGCCUGUUUGGUU
Molecule: messenger RNA, 1009 nt
Organism: Phoenix dactylifera (date palm)
Lineage: Eukaryota; Viridiplantae; Streptophyta; Magnoliopsida; Arecales; Arecaceae
Gene: ATWHY2
Product: WHIRLY 2
Biological process (GO): defense response; regulation of DNA-templated transcription
Molecular function (GO): single-stranded DNA binding
Source: RefSeq, a predicted model, not a curated record